Molecule: messenger RNA, 854 nt
Organism: Linum tenue
Lineage: Eukaryota; Viridiplantae; Streptophyta; Magnoliopsida; Malpighiales; Linaceae
Source: the annotation of a GenBank genome assembly
ACUUAUGUUGCCAUCCCUAAUCUCUAUCCCUCCUCCAAAAGAAAAAUCCGCAGAUUCGACUACCUUCGUCUAUUCAAAUCACCAUUAUCAGCUGUUUCCGUCGUCCGACCACCACCACCAUCGUCUUCUGCAGUUCUGCUUCUUCUACUGCUGCUCCUAUUGUCGUCGUCGGCGGCUUUGUUGGGAGGAGGAAUCUCCGACUGUCGGUUGGACGGUUGCAUCCAAUUUCUCCCCCAAAUUUCCCAAAGGUUUAGAAAUGAUGAGAGGGGUGGGCGGACCGCUGCUUUGCAUUGGCGAUUUGCUGAGCGAUCUUGCAGAGAAACACGAAGACGAUCAACCUCAUCCUCCUCCUUCGUCUUCGUCUUCUCCACGUGCGGAGGAUCCAGAUUCCAUCCACUCUCCGCCGCUUCAUUUACAACCAACGGACCUACCCAAGCUUUUCCAGGAAAACUACGAACAAUUGAACCAGGCACUAGAAGGGAGUGAUCCUGCAUGGACGGCCUUGACUCUAAAGCUUUGCACUGCUGUGGAAACUGGAAACAAAUUGGUCCAAUCCACCAACUCGAACGCUAGAUUGCUGUCUGAGAAAGUUGCAGAGAUGGAGAAAGUCGUCAAGAGAGGAGAUUCUGCUGUAGCAGCAGCCAAGGUUAUCCCCAUCACCCUUGGCCAAAAGGGCAGACCCCAAACUAAUAGCCCUACUCCGGAAGCUCAUUGAUCCAAGCGUAACUUCUUUCCUUUUCCCCUCUUUUAGUUUUGAUGCUUCUGGAUUCUCUGCCAGUGUUACUUGAACCAAAGAAUUGCUGAGAUGAGCUAAAAGAUUUGUUUUAAUACCCGACAUUUACUUGGUUCUUAGU